Molecule: messenger RNA, 1394 nt
Organism: Danio rerio (zebrafish)
Lineage: Eukaryota; Metazoa; Chordata; Actinopteri; Cypriniformes; Danionidae
Source: RefSeq, a predicted model, not a curated record
UCCGUCAACGGAGUUUAGGUAUGGGAAACAAUCUUCUGUCUCUCCGUUCAAUCUAAAUACAAUCACCAUUUAAAGUUCAUCAUCCAUACAUCUAACAGCCCUUAUAGUGUCGCCACACUAGUCACGAACUCUUCUGUGCCGUUCGCGUCUCUUAGUAGUGUAAAGCGUGUGUGAUAUUGCUGAUAGAAGUGUUGAUGCUUAUCCGGUCUGGUGUUGUGGCCUAAAGCGCCGGGCGUCCUGCAACGACCACCUGGAUGCUUAUUUAAACGAGCUUUUUUCCUUUAUACACGUGCUUAAGUUAUUUAUUAUGUAUCGUUUUUAAUUGUACGAGUCGCCAUAGUGGAAAACUGAACCACGCAAACUACUAACAUUAGCAUUAAUAACAGCGGCUGUCACCGCACUAGAGAUGUAAUGGUGUAAGAUGAAAGUUCCGUCAGCUUUCAUUGACUCGAACUCUAUAACAAUGUUUUAUUCAUACAUUAACUUUAUAAAUAAGAUGCUGAGGAAAAAUUUAACUUGAAAACUUGUGCCUUUUCUUGAGCAUCUUUUACUGCAUGUCCCAUACGUUUAAAUGUGACAGGCCGCAAUGGGACGUGUGAUCAGGGGACAGAGAAAAGGUGCGGGCUCCGUCUUCAAAGCCCAUGUCAAGCACAGAAAAGGUGCUGCUAAACUCCGUCAUAUUGACUUCGCUGAACGCCAUGGCUACAUCAAGGGAAUCGUGAAGGACAUCAUUCAUGACCCCGGCCGUGGAGCUCCUCUGGCUAAGGUGAUGUUUCGUGACCCUUACCGCUUCAAGAAGAGGACCGAGCUGUUCAUCGCAGCUGAAGGAAUCCACACCGGCCAGUUCAUCUACUGCGGCAAGAAAGCCCAGCUGAACAUUGGCAAUGUGCUUCCCGUUGGCACCAUGCCUGAGGGCACCAUAGUCUGCUGUCUGGAGGAGAAGCCUGGAGACAGAGGCAAACUGGCUCGCGCAUCCGGAAACUACGCCACCGUUAUUUCCCACAAUCCCGAGACCAAGAAAUCCAGAGUGAAGCUUCCGUCUGGAUCCAAGAAGGUCAUCUCUUCUGCAAACAGAGCCGUUGUUGGUGUUGUUGCUGGUGGUGGUCGUAUUGACAAACCCAUCCUGAAGGCAGGACGUGCUUACCACAAAUACAAGGCCAAGAGAAACUGCUGGCCUCGUGUCCGUGGUGUGGCUAUGAACCCUGUUGAGCAUCCCUUCGGUGGUGGUAACCAUCAGCACAUUGGUAAACCCUCAACCAUCAGGAGAGAUGCGCCCGCUGGACGCAAGGUCGGUCUCAUCGCUGCCCGUCGUACUGGCAGACUGCGAGGAACAAAGACCGUCCAGGACAAAGAAAACUAAUCUGUAUCUUCAUAAUAAAAUGUGUCCCAACAAA